AUGAGACUCGUGCGGAGAAAUUGGUCAUGCUGUCUUCAAAAUGGAACAAGAAUAUCACAGCUUGCGAAUCAGCUGAACUACGAUCGUGAGGUGAUUCGCGUCUGGUUCUGCAACAAGCGCCAAUCAUUUCGAAAUAGUAGCAGCAGCCAAUCAAUUAUUGUUAACAGUCGAACAGGUGAUCAGACAGCGCCGUGGUUGCCUUUCCAUAUUCCUUUCGACGAUGAGGUCCCGAUUGAUCUCAGCAACAAGCCUUCUUCUCAGUAA
Molecule: messenger RNA, 264 nt
Organism: Rodentolepis nana
Lineage: Eukaryota; Metazoa; Platyhelminthes; Cestoda; Cyclophyllidea; Hymenolepididae
Source: the annotation of a GenBank genome assembly